AUGUGUGGCACGAGCCACCCGCUGACGUGCUCGACGGCGUCGCCCGUCAGGCAGGGUUCGGGCCAUGUGAUACAUCGGCGAGCCACGUCGGCCCUGGGCACGGGCGGUUCUGCCGCCUGGAGCCCUGUCGAGGACGUCGGCCAGCGGCCGGCGUUCAAGGCCGGUGCGCUGGAAACCCGGGCGCAAGCGCCCGGGUUCCUGCUUCGGUCCAACAGCAUACCGUCGCUGCCGACGCUCAGAACGAAGGAAACGCGCCUGCCCAAGCCCAUAGGGUGUGAGCUGGUUUCCGGCGCAGCCCUUGCGCAGAAAGUGUCGACGACGAGGGCGUCGACACUGCUCGUGGUCGACAUCAGGCCGUUCGUGGACUACUCACGCGGAACGAUCCGUGGCUCGCUGCACGUGUCGUUGCCUUCGACGCUUAUGCGUCGUAAAACGUUCACACUGGAACGACUCAUUGGGAACCUGCCAGAUCACGUGCGCGCCGGUGUCAGCCGCACGUUGCUGGAGCGCGACGACUGCUCGGACGUCGAAGUCGUCAUCUUCGACAACACGUCCCACCAGACUGCCGGCGCGAUCAGCGCUGCGUGCCACGGCAUGGCGUCCAAAUUCCUGCAGUGCGAACGCUGGGCGGCCGUACGGCCGCCCCGCGUCGCUGUCCUUGAGUGCGGAUUUGUUCAGUUCCGUGAACUUGCAGCGGGCCAGGAUCUGGGCGAAAGUCUCGUCGAAGAGCCCGCGGUUGUGGCCAAUUCUCCGUCUCCCACGGGCUCGCAAGGCAGCCAGGGCCGUUCCGCCCAACUCAGCGACUCCGACCUUGUGAGUCCGUUUUCGUCGUCUCCGCUGGCCAGACCGCGCAUGAACAGCAUUUUCAGAUCUACCUCCUGCAUAGCAGAACCUCCCAGCAUGCCCUCGUCGUUCUGCGAGUCGCCUGUGUCUUCAUGCUCUCCCGUGUCCACGCUGUUCAAAUUUCAACUCCCCUCCGCCAGCGAAUGCCCGCCAAAUUUCAAGCUCCCGCAAAGCGAAGAGAUCAACAAGCUCGAAGAUUACAUCAGCGCGGUCAAUAUAUGCGAAUACAAGGACAAAGACAACGUUUCGACUCCUUUUCCCUCUACACAAUUGCAUGCGUUCCAAUUCCCGCCCUCCGGCCCUCCAAACACAAGCAAAACCGAAGACAAAUUGGCAUUUCAACGGAAAUACGACAGUAUAUGCGCUUCUGCCGACAAAGGCGGCGAUGCAUUCAAAGACGCCGUACCGCGUUGGUUCAAAUUGCUAGUAAACGCUUCAAAAGUUGACUUGAUAGCUCAAUAUCAAAAGAUAGACUUGUUAGAAAAGAGGCGCCUCAGUCAGUGUCUGAGCAAGAACAAGGCUACGACCUUCGAAUUUUGCCCGUCACACCUGGAAAACGACUCAUCUGGCAGCGAAUUUUCUUUCCAAAAGAGAACAGAGUCGUGUCCUUCGGAAUGGCUAGAUUAUUACGAUUCAGAUGAGGAGGAUAAAAUAGUUCGCGUCUCGUCUGGUGUUGAACUCGGCUCCAAGAACAGGUACAAGGACAUUUUCCCCUUUGAACAUUCGAGGGUAAUUUUAAAGAAAAAGGACACGCGGCACGACGAUAUAUGCGAUAACUAUAUCAACGCCAAUUACUUGGUCAAUCCUUUUGCCAGACUUCAGGCCCCCUCGGGACAGGAUCAUCCCAAUGUUCGUUAUAUUGCUACUCAAGCACCGUUGGCAAGCACUACGCAUGAUUUCUAUACUUGCAUUAUCAAUAAUGGUGUACCCUUGAUAUUGUCACUAACAGACGAGUUUGAAAACGGUAUAGAGAAAUGCUUCCGAUUUUGGGCAGAAGGCAACUACGACGGUAUUCAUGUGAAAAUGCUUGAGGAGACAGGUCUACCCCCGACGUCCUCCAAGGAGAAAGGGGACGAUGGGAAUGUGAUCAUCAGAAGAAUUCAGUUAACGUAUGACGUUGGGGAGUCAUAUGAAGUAAUGCAAAUACAGGUUAAAAACUGGCCUGAUUUUGGCACUCUGGUAGAGCCUCAUGAAAUCCUGAGAGUAAUAAAUCUCAAAAAUUUUGCCAUAGGGGAACUCUAUAGGGCUGGCGCCUAUGACUCGCAUGAAUCGCCAACCAUCCUUGUACACUGUUCUGCUGGUUGUGGCAGAACAGGCACAUUUUGCGCUCUAGAUUCCACACUUUCUAAUAUGUCCAAGCUUGACUCUUUGGAGGCCGCGUGGUCAGAAAGGAAAAACGAUAAGCAGAAAGCAUUUUUCAUCACUUCCCCAAAAUCAGCUUGUCUAAACGCUAAAGUUUUUGAUCCAGUUAGCAUUACCAUCAACAGCUUCAGAAAACAAAGAAUCGCUAUGGUUCAAAAUGUCAAUCAGUAUCUGUUUAUCUUUGAUUGUCUACUAGCGUACUUCAGGCUAAAGCUGGGAAUGGCGACCUCUUCCGGUACAGAUAGCUGGAAGUUGAUGACAGAGGAAAAUAGACAAUUGGACACAGUGAGACAUUUUUUGGACAGCAAGAUCGAAUGA
This is a messenger RNA of Lachancea mirantina, 2523 nucleotides long. The record is from the annotation of a GenBank genome assembly. NCBI's taxonomy places the organism in Eukaryota, Fungi, Ascomycota, Saccharomycetes, Saccharomycetales, Saccharomycetaceae.